ACUGAGCUAUAGCAAAGUAGAAAAAAGGCGACGCAUUAGUGUGAGUAUCAAUGCUUGCUUCGUUUGUUCAGCAACCUGUCGCACAUUUACCAAUGCAUAUUUCUUGCUUUGUUCUAUUCUUUCAUUCCAUUGCUUACUCUACUGCACCAUACUAGCUCAUGGUGGUAGCUCAUUACGCUAACGCUAACUCGUUGUGCUACCUCUUCGAGCACGAAGGUGUUAGUUAGCACGAGCGGUGUCAGUGUUUUGUUGCUUUUGUUUAGUUCAAAGCGGUCGCUCAGGUAACGAGAGCUUCUACUUGGUAGUGACGGCUUCCUAGCUUCAAGGUCGAAUAGUGUUGGUUCGGAUCGUGAGCUAGCAGUUUGCAACAAUGACAAACUUACGACUAUUGGAGUGUUUGGUUUUUGUGGUGCUCCUUCGAACGGCGAGUUCAGCCCAACCUAAUCAACAACAAUGCGGAAUACAGCAGAUCGGUGGUAACGAGUUGAUAGUACAUGGACAGGACACCUCUCCGGGCGACUGGCCGUGGCAUGUUGCCCUUUACCAUCGCAAAGGUCGUUCCGUAGAGUACGCCUGUGGAGGAACCAUAAUCAACGAUCAGUACAUCCUGACGGCAGCGCAUUGUGUAAUGAACAGCGUAAAUGGAUUCCAGCUGACUCCGAAUCGAUUGUUUGUGCGGAUGGGGAUUCAUGAUUUGGAAUCAUUCGAUCCGAAGUCGGUACAACAGCAUGAAGUAGAGAAAGUCCACAAGUUUGCUAACUUCACCCGACUGAUCGAUGACAUUGCGUUACUCGAGCUGAGUACGAUUAUCCGAUUCAAUCCUUACGUUCAACCGGUUUGUGUUAAUCUCGAGCCGAAUAUAACAGGAGACUUCGGAACGGUAGUUGGUUGGGGAUUAAUGGAGGAUGACGAGACAUCGGCCACCUUGAAACGAGCAGACAUGCCAGUUAUUGAUCCCGUAGCGUGUCUGAAAAGUGAUCGCGUAUUUUUUGGGCAAACUUUAGACGACGGACUGUUCUGUGCAGGUUACACUAAUGGAACAAGUGUGUGCAAUGGUGACAGCGGAGGUGGAUUUUUUUUCAAAAGGGCCAAUUCAUGGUUUGUAGGAGGGAUUGUGUCCUUUUCUCAGACUAGAUCUGGUGGCACAAAUUACUGCUAUACAAAGGGUUAUGGAGUAUUUACCCGAGUUCAGAAAUACCUCCCCUGGAUUCGAGAAAUCACAAAGAUGCCCUUAGUUCGUAUGUAUUCAAUGUAAAAAUGUAAUAGACAUAUUUUUUCCCUCGCAAUUGUGGAGUGUAUAUUUCUAACCGCAUCGUUGGUGGGCAAACUACACGAGUAUUUGAGUUUCCUUGGAUGGCGAUAUUACAAAAUAAA
Messenger RNA from Topomyia yanbarensis, 1374 nucleotides. RefSeq names its product chymotrypsinogen A-like. The transcript has a single exon. Gene Ontology annotation, molecular function: serine-type endopeptidase activity. Gene Ontology annotation, biological process: proteolysis. Bases 371 to 1255 code for a protein of 294 amino acids. The record is from RefSeq and is a predicted model, not a curated record. NCBI's taxonomy places the organism in Eukaryota, Metazoa, Arthropoda, Insecta, Diptera, Culicidae.